ACUUUCCCAGCAGAAGCUCGUCUGACAAGUGACAGCCUUAAAAGAGAAAAACAAGAGAGAGAAGAAAGGAAUCCCAACGAAUGAGAGAGAGAGAGAGAGAGGAGAAGGGAGAGGAUGAUUUGGGUUGUGGGAACAACUGAUACGUGAUCCCGUACGCGCCCUUCCUGCGCUUCUCUCUCUCUCCUCCCCCCCCCUUCUUCACAAGUUGAAUCAUUGGCAGGCAGCAUUGGUUCUGGAUUACAGUCCCUUAGAUAUGUUGGAGAAAAUGAGAAUUUAGUGAAGGAGAAGAAGAAGCAGAAGCAGAUAUUUCUUCACCUUGAAACAGAAAAAAUGUUGAUGCGGGGAGAUCUUGAUCUGAAUUCAAUGCAAGCAUACGCUGGUUCUCUAGACGAUGUUGUGAGGAAGACUAUGCUCAGCCAGGAGAUUAUGUUUAAAAAACAGGUUCAUGAACUCCAUCAUCUAUAUAGGAUACAGAAGACACUGAUGCAGAACCUUGGCAGGAUGGAGUUUGGUAGAUACAAUUAUAGCAUAGCUGGUGCUGAGUUGAAUCUUUUACCUCGGAGAAAUUAUGGAAGAGACGAACGUAUGAACUUGUUAGAACGGUGCAAGGGUGUAGAUGAUAAGAUUCAGCCGAGGAAUCCUGAGCUUAAACUUCACACAGAUCAAUGCAUUAGCUAUAUUGAUCCAGCGGAGCUGAAGCUAUCCCUGAGCAUUCAAGAGGACAAUAGGAAAGAGGGAGGUACUAAGAGGAUUUGGUUUGAUUUAGAAACUCAUUCCUGCUCGCAACACAUGAUUGAUUUAGAAGAACCGAUUGAAAGGACAUCAAAUGAGGGCUUGGAACAGUCACCUUCUUUCAGCAGUACUGCUCCAAUAACAAGCGCCAGGGGCACAGACAAUUCAGAAGUUUCUGUCCUCUUUGAUCUGAUCAUCUCGAGUAGUGUGAAGAAAAAUCUAUUCUUUCAUGCUGCUGAGAGUAACCCUCAUUUAGAUGGCGGCGAGUGGAAUCCUUUCAAUCAAGGAUUAGAAAAGCGUUCUGGUGGCAUUGCAAUUAACAAUUCAUCCACCAGGAGGCAGCAUUUCGGUUCAUAUGAAACAGGGCUACUGGACCUUAACAAAAUUCAGAAUGAUGAUUCAUCUUGUCUCUCAAAUGAUCAUACAGUAGCCCAUUUUUCAACAGCUAGCUCUUCACAUUUACGCGGAUUAGUUAGCAAGGUAGAGGAGGGCCCUCAUUGUUAUGAAACUGGGAAAAAACUAAAUAAUAAUGGCUCAACUGAAACUUCUGAAGGGUUUCAAAAAUACAAUGCUGGAAACUUCAAAGUUGAUGGAUCGAGCAUAAGUGGAAUGGGCAAUGUAAGCUUGGAGGCUGUGCCUAGAUCGAAGAUAGACCUCCAGGAAGCAGUUGGUUUCCACAGUAAUGACCCCAGUAAUGGAAACAAUGGGUUCAUCAUGAAGCUCCUAAACAGUCGAAGUAGUUCGUGCACUUCUGCUAGACAAGUAAAUUAUGAGAACAACAAAGUAGAAGACCCUGUAUUUUCAUAUACUGAUCAUUGUCGAAAAGUUGAUCCAGAUGGACAUGGCAAUAUAUCUUCUGCUUCAUGUAAACCAUGCUGCAUUGGCGAAGAUGAUUCCAGAAGUGUAAAGACUAUGCAGUCUGAAAUUGAAUAUGGAAACUCAAAUCCCUUUUCUGUUGAUCAGUUUUCAGGAACACAUGUAGAGUCUCAAGUUUCAGAAACCUUAAUGGGUGAGCAGGACCGAAGAUCUUCUGACAGCAGUGAAUUAAAACACAAAGACCUCAACAAGGGAGGGGAUUCAGCUGAACUGGAUGUUUUGAUCAGAGCAGCUGAAGCACUUGUCGGAAUCUCAUUGGAGAGUUCAUCAUGUUGUCGUGAUUGCACUUACGAAGUAGGAGGUGCAAAUAAGAUGGAAACGAAGGAGAGUGAACAACCGCAGUGUUCUUCUGAUUCUUAUGAGUUACUCACACUAAAUCUAAUAGAGAGCACUGAAGAUGACUAUUGCGUGUCAUUAAAGCCUUCUGAGGUGAAUUACGAUGACAGUAAGGAAUUUGGCAUUAAGUUGAGAAGGGGGAGGAGAAUGAAAGAUUUUCAGAGGGACAUUCUUCCUGGUCUGGCAUCUCUUUCCAGACACGAAAUUCGUGAAGAUAUUAACAUUAUGGAGACAGUUUUAAGAUCAAGAGAGUACAAAAAGCUAAGAGGCAAGGUGGCUGAUUAUCAGAGCUGGUGUACUCCUGUCAAAAACAAACGUUCACGACUCAGCUAUGUUCCGCGGAGGAAAAGAAAUUUAUGAGAAGCGUAAGUUGGGAAUGACAGAGAUUGUGGAAGUAUGAUAUCUAUUUGUACCAUUAGCUGCAUAUAAGCGUAUUCAGGCUUUAGAAUAAUUUAUUUACUUUCUGAUUCAUGUACUGAUCUUAUUAUUAGUAUUGGUAACAGGAUAAGUGUUCACGCAGAAAUUCAAAAAUAAUGAUUCAGAAUUUGUUGUCA
This is a messenger RNA of Pyrus x bretschneideri (Chinese white pear), 2498 nucleotides long. RefSeq lists its product as uncharacterized. NCBI's taxonomy places the organism in Eukaryota, Viridiplantae, Streptophyta, Magnoliopsida, Rosales, Rosaceae. Bases 331 to 2304 code for a protein of 657 amino acids. The record is from RefSeq and is a predicted model, not a curated record. The transcript has 6 exons.